Molecule: messenger RNA, 5575 nt
Organism: Astrephomene gubernaculifera
Lineage: Eukaryota; Viridiplantae; Chlorophyta; Chlorophyceae; Chlamydomonadales; Astrephomenaceae
Source: the annotation of a GenBank genome assembly
AUCAGCGCAGCAGAAUUCAGACACAUAGCGUUAUCGCACCCAUCAGAUAACAGUGGUGUUCCUUAUGGGCUUGCAACGGGGCCAUUGCGCUUGGCUGUGCGCCUAGUGUGUUCGAGGCUGUUGUGCGGUCCGCAUUGCCAUUGCGGUCGCUACUGGACCUCUGAUGCCCUCGACGCUGCACCACUAAUCCUAAGAGUAACCUCGUUGACUGCAGCCGCUAGGGGCCGCUUAGGCUGGGGCUGUUGUAAGGGCCUGCGAACGGGUGGAUAGCCAUGCUGCCCUCUUCCCCCGCUGCUGCUGCCCCCUCCGCCCCCUCCCUCUGGGUGCCGCAGCACCACCGGGACAUCACACUGGGCCGACUGGACACCUACCUGGCCGCCAACCAGUUCUCCGAUGUCAACCUGCGGUCGCAGCUGUGGGCGGGGCGCAACUCGGAGUGCGUGAGCCUGGAGGUGUACAGCCACCCAAAGGACCAGCCGUACCCCAGCUACGAGCAGGCGAUACACAUGCCGUACCGCCCCACCCGUGUUGGCGAGCAGUUCGGCCCCUCCUGGACCACCCACUGGUUUCGAGUGCGGGUGGCGGUGCCGGCGGAGUGGGGGGGCAGGGGGCCGCUCAUGUUCAGGUGGGACAGCGGCUCCGAGGCCAUGUUGUACCGGGGCCCCACCCCGCGGCAGGGGCUGACUGACCAGCGCAACGAGUACGUGCUGGCGGAGGUGGCGGAGGGGGGGAAGGAGCUGUUGUUCUACGUGGAGAUGGCGGCUAACGGAAUGUUCGGUAACGGUACCGAUAUCCAACCACCCGAUGAGAACCGCUACUUCACCCUCAAAACGGCCGAGCUGGCGCUGCCGCACCUGCCCGCCACCGCCCUCUUCCACGACCUGCGCGCCCUAGCCGGUCUCGCACGGGAGCUGCCGGCGGGGGAUGCAACCGGGGAGGCGGCGCUGUACACCGCGAACAAGAUCCUGAACACCUACCGCCCCGACGACCCCGCCUCCCUCGACUCCUGCCGGGCCCUGGCUGCGGGGGUGCUAGGGGUGCGCGACCCGGGGCAGCGGCUGCAGGUGCACGCGGUGGGGCACUGCCACAUCGACACCGCCUGGCUGUGGCCCUUCUCCGAGACACGCCGCAAGACCGCCCGCAGCUGGAGCGCGCAGCUGAGGCUGACCGAGCGCUUCCCAUGGCACGUGUUCACGGCCUCGUCGGCCCAGCAGUACGAGUGGCUGCAGGCCGACUACCCGGGGCUGUUCGAGGAAGUACGGCAGGCGGCGGGGCGCGGGAGCUUCGUGCCGGUUGGGGGCUCCUGGGUGGAAAUGGACACCAACCUGCCGGGGGGGGAGUCGCUGGUACGGCAGUUCCUGUACGGCCAGCGCUACUUCGCUGCGCACUUCGGGGCGCUGUGCGAUGUGUUUUGGUUGCCCGACACGUUCGGGUACUGCGGACAGCUGCCUCAGAUCGCACGGGGGGCAGGUAUCCGCUACUUCCUGACUCAGAAGCUCAGCUGGAACAACAUCAACACCUUCCCGCACUCCACCUUUCUGUGGGAGGGGCUGGACGGCUCGCAGCUGCUCACACAUUUCCCGCCCGCAAACACAUACAAUGCGCAGGCUGACGCCCACGACCUGCUCCUCACUGCCUCAGCCUCCAAGGACAAGGACCGCGCCCCCGCCGCCUACAUGUUGUACGGCAACGGAGACGGCGGCGGCGGCCCCACCCCCGACAUGUGCGAGAGCCUGGCGCGGCUUGCGGGGUGCCGGGGGGUGGCGAGUGCGGGGGUGGUGGCGCCCGGGGAGUUCUUCAGGCGGCUGGAGGCGGGGGCGCGGGACCUGCUGACGUGGCGCGGUGAGUUGUAUUUCGAGCUGCACCGCGGUACCUACACCAGCCACGCGGCCAACAAGGCGGACAACCGGGGCUGCGAGGUGCUACUGCGGGAGGCGGAGGCGGCGGGGGCGGCGGCGGCAGCGGCGCUGGGGGAGGGCGGGGAGGGGGGGUACACCUACCCCAGAUCCGAGCUAGACGCCAUUUGGAAGGACGUGCUGCUGUUCCAGUUCCACGAUGUGCUGCCGGGGAGUGCCAUCGAGAGGGUGUACCAAGUCACGGCGCAGAGGUACCCCCAGAUGCUGCAGUCCCUAACUCGCAUCAGGGACGAGGCGCUCGCAGCGCUCAUUGCUGCUGCCCCCCCACCACCGCCACCACCCCCACCGCCACAUUCCUCCUCCACCUCCGCCACCUCCACCGCCACCGCCACCGCCUCGGCUAUCUCCACCGCCCCCACCACCCACCUACCAUCCCAAGGCCACACCCGCAGCUACCCGAGCAACCCCCUCAGCCUGGGUAUUGCGGAUGUGGCCGGAGCUAGGUUGCUAGUGGUGGAUAGCGCGGCAUCAACGCCGACUGCAGCAGCAGCAGCAGCAGCAGCAGCGCCGGGCAACAGAUUGUCUUCCGUACAGCCAGCACCUACCAGUACGGCAGCAGCCGCAGGUACGGCAGCAGCAGGUACGGCAGCAGCUACGGCACCCGUUGCCUGGGUGUUUAACAGCCUUUCCUUCCCGCGGCUGGAGGUGAUGGAGGUUCCCGCAGAGCUGCUGCUGCUUCGUACGGCAGGAGGAGGGGGAGGAGGAGGUGCAAAUGUACGGCAGAGGACCUCUGACGGUACGGCAGCGCUGGUGGUGGUGAAGGCGCCGCCUCUGAGCCUCACGCCGGUGUGGGCGGAGGAGGUGGAGGCGGGGGCGACUGCGGCGGCGGCGGAGGAGCUUGCUGCUGGGCUUGGGGCCGCCGGCUCCUGCUCUGAUGCUCAUGGUGCUGCUGCUGCUGCUGCGGAGGUGGAGGUGGAGGGGGGCCUACGUCGGCUGAAUCUGCAAGCUGCAGCGGCAGCGCCGGAAAAGAAGGCGGCAUCAUCGCCCCAUGGGCGCAAGGAUGACCCAUGGGUCGCUGGCGGCGGCGGCGGCGCUACCUGCUAUCGCACCACCCGCGCCGCACUGUCGCGGGGUGGUGCGGGUGGCGCCGCACAGCACCCAGGGGGCAGUGCGGGUGCGGGAGAGGGUUUUGUGUACGUCAUGCAAAACAACAUGGUGCGUGCUGUGUUCGACGAGGGCGGGCGGCUGGUGAGUCUGUACGACCUGGGUUGGCAGCGGGAGCUGGUGCCGGAGGGGCAGCCGGGGAACGUGUUCAGGAUGUACGAGGAUAUACCGCUGUUCUGGGACGCAUGGGACAUUGAGAUCUACCACCUGGAGAAGGGCCGACCCGCGGGUCACGGCAUGCCGCCGCCACAGCUCUCCAUCCAGGAGAGCGGCCCGCUGCGCUGCUCGCUGCUGCUGGAGCUGCCCCUCAGCCCCACCUCGCGCCUCAGACAGACGGUCAGCAUGACAGCGGUCAGCAGGAGACUCGACUUCCACGCCCACAUCUUCUGGCAGGAGAGCCGCACCGCCCUCAAGGUGGAGUUCCCGCUGCUGCUGGCGGCCAGCGAGGCCACCUACGAGGUGCAGUACGGCGCGGUACGGCGGCCCACCCACACGAACACCUCCUGGGACUGGGCGAGGUUCGAGGUGGUGGCGCACAAGUGGGCUGACCUGGGAGAGCCGGGUUACGGUGUGGCGUUGUUGAAUGACUGCAAGUACGGACACGCCACCCACGGCAACGUCAUGCGGCUCACGCUGCUAAGGUCCCCCAAGGCCCCCGAUGCACACACCGACCUGGGUGAGCACCGCAUGCGCUUCGCCCUGCUGCCGCAUGCAGCAGACUGGGGGGCGGCGGGGGUGGCGGCGCACGGCUGGGCCUUCAACGCACCGCUGAGGCUGGUGGCGGCGGGGCAGCAGCCCUCGCAGCGGCAGCAGCAGGCCCAACAGCGGCGGCAGGCGGCGGCGGCGUUGCGCGGGUACAACCCCUCCCAACCGAUGUUUACGGUCACCCCCGCCCGCCCCAGCCCCCUGCACUCCGGCCUCUCCCCCGCCGCCUCUUCCGGCCUGUCCGCACCGCCCCUCAUCCUGGACACCCUCAAGCUGCCCGAGCCGCCCCUGGAGCAGCUCCACCGCCACCCAGGGGGGCCGGUAGGGCAGGAGCAGGGUACGACAGCAGGGGUACGACACACGCUGUCCAUGCAGCCCCCCCAGCCGCAGCGGCCCCAGGCGCUCAUCGUCCGGCUGUACGAGCCCCACGGCGCCCGGGGUGUAGCCCGGCUGCGGUGGGCUGGCUGGCUGCGGGUGUCGCAUGUGACCCGCUGCGACCUGCUGGAGCGGGACACGCAGGAGGUGGAGGGAAGGGAGGGGAGGGGGGUGGCCGGCUUGGUGGGUGGUGGUGGUGCGGAGGGUGCAGGAGCAGGAGUACCAGGUGGCAGUGGUGGUGGCAGCAGCAGCAGCCGGGGUGAUGCGGGCGGGUCGGUGGAUGUGUCGUACGAGCCCUUCCAGAUCAUCACACUGAAGCUCUACCUGCAGCAGGACUGAUGGUGACGUGCGUGUGGGGAGGGAGGGCGACAGGGAGGGAGGGGGUGCUACGGAGGGGAGAGGGAGAAAGACGGGAGGGGCUAUACCUCGUGGAGUGUGAAAUGCAGGAGCGUCAGCAGCGGGAUGCGUAAAGGCCUCCCGGCCCCUCAAGAGGGCCCCAGCUUGGAAAGGGAAUGCGGGGGAACCGGAGGGAUGUGGGUUGCAGGCUAUGCAGGGGUGGGCGUAUGCUGGUAUGGUGCAUGUGCGCCACUAUUGGUCGGCGAAGGAAGAAAGCUGGUAUGGAUCGUAGGACGUUGUUAACCAAUUGUUUCGGAUUCGCGGUUGUCUACUAUCGUUGUGGUCUGGAAAGCGAUGAACGACCCAUGGGUCUGUUGCAGGUUGGAAUAAAAGCGCCUGAUGAUGAUUGGAGCUGCUGGUCCUCGGGAUGUUGUCGUACCCUGUACUUACCGGUAGACGCCAAGGCACAGCAUGUAUGGGGCAUCUCGAAGACUCACGGACGCUCUAUGAGCAUGUUGGGGUGCCGGGUAGCUCACGAUUUUAGGGAAGGGGCGGGAACUGCGUGCCUGCUGCGAAGGGCUAAUCCCUACGGGCUGCCUGAUUCGGAUUGGGCGUCACUGUUAGUGGUGAUUGAGGCGUUUUGGUAAAGUGGUUCCAAGGGACGCUAAAAUGUAACGAGCAUGCCUCGUUUAUGCGUAAUUCCUUAUCAAUAAUCUCCUCCUCCGUUGCGUCGUUUCCGCUACGUUCUACUAGAGUUUUGAACUACUUGUCGUACAACUCACCUUCACCUCGGCUUAUACGCCUAAUAACGGUCUUCUUCAUAUGAACCUUGUGGAUUAGGACUUAACAGGAAAGGGUUCGCAAGCCUAAGGAGGAGUACUUUGUGGGGAAGCCUGGUACUUUUGAAGUUGUGUCCCGGUUUAACGUACAAUUGAACUGCGGCGGCUUUAUGUCACGAGGCCCAGCGAGGCUGCUGAUUUAGCUGAGUAAUAGUACUAUUUCAUGCACCACAUGUCAUGCAUAGAAGGCGCACGGAGGGUACCCUCCCCUCCUGAGCAAGGAGGGGAGGGAGGAAAGCAUCUUAUAUCUUGCAAGUAUCCCAGGAGUAUCCAGCGGCUAUGUAAUUGCAAAAUGACCUA